This is a messenger RNA of Malurus melanocephalus (red-backed fairy wren), 2623 nucleotides long. RefSeq names its product aspartate beta-hydroxylase domain containing 2 (gene ASPHD2). The transcript has 3 exons. Lineage: Eukaryota; Metazoa; Chordata; Aves; Passeriformes; Maluridae. Bases 189 to 1292 code for a protein of 367 amino acids. The record is from RefSeq and is a predicted model, not a curated record.
CACCUCUGGGUUUCUCUCCCCAGAGCCUCCCUUUCAGGAUGAUGGGUCCAGCAGCACCGGCAGGGACCCUCGGGRCACGUGGCUGCUGACCAAAGGGUGCUGGCGUGCCCCACUGCCGAUGCAGAGCUCYCGGGAGCGCAGGGCAGAGCUCAUGGCAGCCCCUUCCCGCCGCGGCCCAGCCCGGCUGCAUGGUGUGGGUGCCCCUGAGCCCCACAAGCAGUAACCACCGGGCCCCUCUGCWCGCUCCCAGCACCACCACCAUGUCUUUGGAGUGGCUGAUUGACUGGAGCUGGUCCCUGGACGGACUCCGCGAUUUCAUCGCCACCGGCAUCCAGUCUUUCCGCGACUGCGACGCCACGGCCCUGGUGGCCGUCGCCUGCCUGCUGCUCCUGUUUGUAUGGUACUGCUACCACGUGGGGCGGGAGCAGCCCCGCGCCUACGCCACGGUGAACGCGCUGAUGCAGAGCGCCGAGGCCAACGGGGUGCAGAACGGCUUCGUGUACUGCCAGUCGCCCGAGUGCGUGCGCUGCUCGCACCACGACGGCCUCAACCAGAAACUCUACCACAACCUGCAGGAGUACGCCAAGCGCUACUCCUGGUCGGGCAUGGGCAGGAUCCACAAGGGCAUCCGCGAGCAGGGCCGCUACCUCAACAGCCGGCCCUCCAUCCAGAAGCCAGAAGUUUUCUUCCUGCCCGACUUGCCGACCACGCCCUACUUCUCCCGGGACGCUCAAAAGCAUGAUGUGGAGUUGCUGGAGCGCAACUUCCAGACCAUCCUGUGCGAGUUUGAGACCCUGUACAAGGCCUUCUCAAACUGCAGCCUCCCGCAAGGAUGGAAAAUGAACAGCACGCCCAGCGGGGAGUGGUUCACCUUCUACCUGGUGAACCAGGGCAUGUGCGUGCCCAGGAACUGCCGGAGAUGCCCACGGACGUACCGCUUGCUCGGGAGCCUCCGCACCUGCAUUGGCAACAAUGUCUUUGGGAACGCCUGCAUCUCUGUGCUGAGCCCGGGCACCGUCAUCGCCGAGCACUACGGGCCCACCAACAUCCGCAUCCGCUGCCACCUCGGUCUGAAGACACCCAGCAACUGCGAGCUGGUGGUGGGGGGYGAGCCCCAGUGCUGGGCUGAGGGCCGCUGCCUGCUCUUUGAUGACUCCUUCCUGCACACGGCGUUCCACGAAGGUGCCCCGGAGGAAGGUCCCCGCGUGGUGUUCAUGGUGGACCUGUGGCACCCCAACGUGGCGGCGGCCGAGCGCCAAGCCCUCGACUUCAUCUUCGCGCCGGGCCGAUGACGGCGCCGCCGGGCCUGCUGGGUUCAGGGCGGCUCGGCCGGGGCUUCUCCCGGCACACGGCCUCGGUGCUCCCUCCCGGGGGUUUGUAAAUGGAAACCGCGACCCCAUCUCCUUCCUCCAUCGUUGGCUUCUGGGAUUCUUUUCCAAGCGCCGGGGCCUCGGCCCAGCCGGGGCUCGCCACCCCCCUGCUCCUUCGUGUUCUGUUGCUACUGUGUUUUGCGGUGUUCAGAAGUAGAGUAACCAGCCCAAGGGUGUUCGUUUGAAUGUAAUAAUGUAAAAAUUCUCGUGGCCAUCAAAGGAACAGUACACACACACACACACACACACACACACACCAUAACAGCCAACCAGCCUGCCCUGCCUGGCUGCAGUCCCGGAUGGAUGGACAGAUGGACACCGGGGGCUGCGAAGGGCAUUGUGCUCCCCCCAGGCUGGGUCUGAUGGGCAGGGCAUGGCUCUGACCACAAAGAGCCUUCCUGGGGCUCCUGUUUCCUCCUCGGUGUGCCAGCUGGGGGUCCCCAGCCCUGCCACCCUCAGAAACCCCUUUGGUCACCAGGCAGGGAGCAGAGCCCACCGCCAGCCCAGCAUGKCAGGAGCCCUGACCUCCACCUUCUGAGGGAACAGCACACACAGCCGUGCUCUUCAGCCUGACCAAGGUGCAUCAGCAAUUGCCCAAAUCCCCUCCUUGCUCUCUUUGCARCCCUCAGUUUUCCCAGCUCCAGCUGGGAAGCCCUGCAGGGGCAGGAUGCUGUUUGGGGACAGAGAAUGGGGGUUUUGUCUGUCCGUAGGAAGAAAGGAGGUCACCAUUCCUUCUACUGCUUCAUCUUCUCCUUUCCUCGAGCCAGGGCAGGCACACGCAGCGGCAGCUCCCAUGGACCUGACACCACAGGAGAGGCUCCCAAGRGGGGUUAAUUCUGCAGCCUGAGCAAUGAGCCCCUACCCUGGGGUCCUGCCCACCACGCUUUUCCUGAAAUCCCCCAGUACCAGGGUCUAUUUAAGGUCUGGGGGCCGGUUUGUAACACCCCCACCGAAGCACAGCGCGUGGUGGAUGCUCACAGCAUCCGUGCCCUGCCCGGGAGGGACCAGCCCCGUCCCCCAACAACUUCUUUACAGACUUUUCWGUGAUCCAAUCGCAAGACGAGGCAGAGAUUUCAAAUACAUCUGAGAUAUUUUUUACACCCGUCUUGUUACAGACUACCUGAAGUGCAUGAUUUCUACACGCAUUGGCUACCUGGACACAGGCCCUGGGGAAGCAGGCUGGCUCUGUCCAAAGGUUGGUAACAUUCAUACAGUGGAUAAGCAAAGAUUAUCAAUAAACAGUUGUGCUGAAA